This is a messenger RNA of Trichoderma atroviride IMI 206040, 273 nucleotides long. RefSeq lists its product as uncharacterized. The record is from RefSeq and is a predicted model, not a curated record. NCBI's taxonomy places the organism in Eukaryota, Fungi, Ascomycota, Sordariomycetes, Hypocreales, Hypocreaceae.
AUGCCUUCCAUAAUUCGCCAAGUCGUCCCGCUCGUCAUCGCCAUCGCCCUCAUCAGCGGCAUCGCUUGGGUCCUUUACCAGGUCUACCUCUCCUUCACCAAGAUCCGCGAGAGCGCGUCCGAGCGCAUGGGCAAGAAGAACGUCGUCUUCACAAAGGACGGCAUGCGCGUCGGCGUCCGGCAGAUGCAAAACGAAAAGUACGUCGACAAGACGCAGAGCUACGUCGUCAAGGCCUGGAAUCUGGCCAACGCCCAAAAGGACGAGGAAAUGUGA